This is a messenger RNA of Molossus molossus (Pallas's mastiff bat), 1140 nucleotides long. RefSeq names its product transcriptional regulatory protein AlgP-like. The transcript is spliced from 2 exons. Lineage: Eukaryota; Metazoa; Chordata; Mammalia; Chiroptera; Molossidae. The coding region runs from base 1 to 1140 and encodes 379 amino acids. The record is from RefSeq and is a predicted model, not a curated record.
AUGAUCCUAAUGAAGGAGAAACCCAGCCCCAGCCAGGAAUAUCAGAUGGAUGGCUUGCAUCGGAGACCUUCAAACCCCAUCAUCGGAGCGGUGCUUUUCUUCCCCAGCCUCCCCCUGCGCCAGGAGCGCCUACCAGCUACCGACGCAGCUCAGCCGCAGCUCAGCCCGCAGCUCAGCCCGCAGCUCAAGCCCGAGAAGCCCGCAGCUCAGCCCGCAGCUCAGCCGCAGCUCAGCCGCAGCUCAGCCCGCAGCUCAGCCGCAGCUCAGCCCGCAGCUCAAGCCCGAGAAGCCCGCAGCUCAAGCCCGCAGCUCAGCCGCAGCUCAGCCCGCAGCUCAAGCCCGCAGCUCAGCCCGCAGCUCAGCCCGCAGCUCAGCCGCAGCUCAGCCGCAGCUCAAGCCCGAGAAGCCCGCAGCUCAGCCCGCAGCUCAGCCCGCAGCUCAAGCCCGCAGUUCAGCCCGCAGCUCAGCCCGCAGCUCAGCCGCAGCUCAGCCGCAGCUCAAGCCCGAGAAGCCCGCAGCUCAGCCCGCAGCUCAAGCCCGCAGCUCAGCCCGCAGCUCAGCCGCAGCUCAGCCCGCAGCUCAGCCCGCAGCUCAGCCGCAGCUCAGCCCGCAGCUCAAGCCCGAGAAGCCCGCAGCUCAAGCCCGCAGCUCAGCCGCAGCUCAGCCCGCAGCUCAAGCCCGCAGCUCAGCCGCAGCUCAGCCCACAGCUCAGCCGCAGCUCAAGCCCGCAGCUCAGCCCGCAGCUCAAGCCCGAGAAGCCCGCAGCUCAAGCCUGCAGCUCAAGCCCGCAGCUCAGCCCGCAGCUCAAGCCCGCAGCUCAGCCCGCAGCUCAGCCCGCAGCUCAAGCCCGCAGCUCAGCCCGCAGCUCAGCCCGCAGCUCAAGCCCGCAGCUCAAGCCCGCAGCUCAGCCGCAGCCUCAAGCCCGAGAAGCCCGCAGCUCAGCAGCAGCUCAGCCCGCAGCUCAAGCCCGAGAAGCCCGGGCUCUGCGCCAGGCUCCGCCGCCUGGGCUGUGCCCCGGGCUCUGCGCCAGCCGCUUCCGCCUUCGGAGCAGCCGGUGUCAUUUCCACCGAUGCGAGCCCAGAGCGGUUUAAACGAGGUUACUUGAAGGUCCCCUUUCCUGGCCACACCCCGAGUCCUUGA